GGGGAGGCCUCGGGCUGGGGUCUGCGUUUCGUGAAGGAUUGCGGGAAAGAGCAGCACAGGGCGGCAGCGGGCCUUCGCUGGAGUUUGAGGGGCGGCCGGGUUCCUGGAGGUCUCCGGGACCUGCUCUCGGCCUGCCCUCCCUCUGACCCGGUCUCAGCACGAUUUUUACCCCAGGCCAGGCCUCCUGUGUCCCCUCUUCUAGAGACUUACAUAUCUCACAUGUGUUUAACUCAUUUUAAAGUUGAGAAAGUACACUUGGGACUGGACACAAAUGCAUCAGUCAGGAGAAAGAACCAGUUCUGCAGGUGUCUUCAGAGAAAGCAAGACUGACAGCUGUGGUCACACACUGCAGUGUUAACAGCAGAUUUCAUGGACUGGAAGUGCUUGUUCAUACCUGAUCUAAUGUUUCUCUAUUUGUAACUGCCUGUUGACCUUCUGAGUGGGAGCCUGAAUUGUUUCCAUCAUGCCCACGGUGGUGGUAAUGGAUGUAUCCCUUUCCAUGACCCGACCUGUGUCUGUCGAGGGGUCUGAGGAAUACCAGCGGAAGCACCUGGCAGCCCACGGCUUGACAAUGCUGUUUGAGCACAUGGCCACAAACUACAAGCUUGAAUUUACAGCACUCGUGGUUUUUUCAUCACUUUGGGAGCUGAUGGUCCCUUUCACAAGAGAUUAUAACACCCUACAGGAAGCACUGAGUAACAUGGAUGAUUAUGACAAAACCUGCUUGGAGUCUGCAUUAGUUGGUGUUUGCAAUAUUGUUCAGCAAGAAUGGGGUGGUACAAUUCCCUGCCAGGUUGUUCUGGUGACUGACGGCUGUCUUGGCAUUGGUAGGGGAUCACUGCGACAUUCUCUAGCUACUCAAAAUCAAAGGAGUGAGAGCAACAGAUUCCCACUCCCUUUUCCCUUCCCAUCUAAGUUAUACAUCAUGUGCAUGGCAAACUUGGAAGAGCUUCAGAGCACUGAUUCCUUAGAAUGCCUUGAACGACUCAUAGACUUAAACAAUGGUGAAGGGCAAAUUUUUACUAUUGAUGGCCCCUUGUGCUUGAAAAAUGUACAGUCUAUGUUUGGAAAGCUGAUAGAUCUGGCAUAUACGCCUUUCCAUGCUGUUCUCAAAUGUGGCCACUUGACUGCUGAUGUACAAGUCUUCCCCAGACCAGAGCCUUUUGUUAUAGAUGAAGAAAUUGAUCCUAUCCCUAAAGUCAUUAACACAGAUUUGGAAAUAGUAGGAUUUAUUGACAUAGCUGAUAUUUCAAGUCCCCCAGUUUUGUCCAGGCAUUUGGUAUUACCUAUAGCACUUAACAAAGAGGGUGAUGAGAUGGGUACUGGCAUCACUGAUGACAAUGAAGAUGAAAAUUCAGCCAAUCAAAUUGCAGGCAAAAUCCCCAACUUCUGUGUUCUGCUCCAUGGCAGCCUGAAAGUGGAAGGAAUGGUAGCCAUUGUUCAGUUGGGUCCUGAAUGGCAUGGAAUGCUCUACUCCCAGGCUGACAGCAAGAAGAAAUCAAACCUCAUGAUGUCACUCUUUGAGCCUGGCCCAGAACCUCUCCCAUGGCUAGGGAAAAUGGCACAGUUGGGUCCUAUUUCAGAUGCUAAAGAAAACCCUUAUGGUGAGGACGACAAUAAAAGCCCAUUCCCCCUGCAACCCAAAAACAAGCGCAGUUAUGCCCAGAAUGUGACUGUCUGGAUCAAACCUAGUGGCCUGCAGACGGAUGUACAGAAGAUUUUAAGAAAUGCAAGGAAGCUCCCUGAAAAAACACAGACAUUCUAUAAGGAGCUGAACCGUCUACGAAAGGCUGCUCUGGCCUUUGGUUUCCUGGAUCUGCUCAAAGGGGUGGCCGACAUGCUAGAGAGGGAGUGCACUCUGCUGCCUGACACAGCUCACCCCGAUGCAGCAUUCCAGCUCACCCACGCAGCCCAGCAGCUCAAGCUGGCCAGCACGGGCACCUCAGAGUAUGCUGCUUAUGACCAUAAUAUUACACCCCUGCAUACAGACUUCUCAGGGAGCAGUACUGAAAGAAUGUGAUGCUGACUUUUGGAGUCUUCCUUCUCUGUUCAUUUCAUCUGAAAAUUAUUUAGAGUGAAAACCUUUCCAGGAUGUUCACCUCUUGAACAGCCACCCAAAGGCCUUGCGGCUGCCUCAAAAACAACAUUUGCUAGUUUGAUGCCUCUGCAACAGUCUGAGAAAGGUCUUAAAGAGUGGUUGGCUAGGACUGUAACUGCAGCUACAUGGGACUCAGUCAUUAAGCCCAGAAGACAUCCUUGCUCCCAUGAUGGAACAGCUCCUGAGAAGCUUGGACAAUUGAUGAGGACAGACCUCCCUUGUCUUCCUUGGGAAGCCUGACCAGCAAGGGCUUUCUGACUUCCUCAAACUGACUUUUCUCUAGGCUUAUGUCUCAACUAGAAGGACAUUUUUAAACUACUGUGCUUAGGAUGAGCAGUCAAGACUGUCUGGGGCUUGCUACGUACAAACCCAAUUCCACUAAGUUUUAGAACUUUCCUUAGAACUUGUUAAAUACAGUGGAACAUUAAGGUGAUUUCAGUAUAUUUUGAGCUACAAACUUUUAAACAGCAACCACAAAUGUGUAAAAUUAUUUCUAUUCAUUUUUUUAAUGAAAAUGAAGUACUUGAUUUUCUAUAAAAUGAUUUCACUUAGAAACAAAUAGUCUUUUGGUUUGUUCUGUCACUUGAAUAGAAUGCAGCAUUCAAUGUGUCAGAUUCCCAAGUAAUGAAAUUUCUUGGGUUCCAUACUGACUUCUGGUCCUAACACUGUUCAAACCAGGUUCUAGCCAGCAGUGCUGUCCCAGUGGCUUUGUGACUGUCCUCAGCACUCCAUCAGGUUUCGACCAGAGCAACUGCUUUUGGUUUAACAUGCCAAACACAAACAAUACUUUGCCUGAACAAAAUGCUUUAUCUAUUUGAAAGUUAGAAAAUAAUCUUUAAACACAAGUUAUUAGUAUUUUGAUGGUAAAUAUAUUUUAAUAGAAAUACACAAUCUUUCACUUUCUCAGCAACAAAGGGGAUCCUAAAAAGCUCUAAGAACAUGGGAUUUUGCACAAGGAUGCAGCACAGUUUGCUGCAAAGCUGACUUGCCCAGUCCCACAGCCAGCUGAAAGAACAUUAGAAGUCAAUACCAACAAUUGUUGACAAGCUGCAGACUUGGAAAAUACCCUUCAGUGGUUUAUGUCAAACAAGCCAGUUAAUGCUGAUCAGCUGCUUCAGGUCAAAGUGUCCACCCUGGGCUCAGUGAGGCAGCACCAACUCAAGUUUCCUUUCCCCAAGAGCAGAGGGCAUGACAGAGUGGAAAAUCACUAGGCCUUAAGCUCUCUUUUCCAAAUGUCACUAACUCACUUUCCUUGGUUUACAUGGAAUGUGAUAGAAGAAACUGAUGUAUUGUACAGUGACCAACAUAAGGUCUAGAUUGAGCCCCUCCUCUGGUGGGUUUCCUGCAGGAAUCCUUAUUAAAGGCUCAGCUGGUCAUUCCUCACCUCAGGUUCCCUGUGUACAGGGGACUACUGUAGACAGGUUAAAAAAAAAAAAA
This is a messenger RNA of Nannospalax galili (Upper Galilee mountains blind mole rat), 3535 nucleotides long. It is a transcript of the gene Ints14, whose product is annotated as integrator complex subunit 14. The record is from RefSeq and is a predicted model, not a curated record. Gene Ontology annotation, biological process: snRNA 3'-end processing. NCBI's taxonomy places the organism in Eukaryota, Metazoa, Chordata, Mammalia, Rodentia, Spalacidae. Bases 464 to 2020 code for a protein of 518 amino acids. Gene Ontology annotation, cellular component: integrator complex. The transcript has 13 exons.